This is a messenger RNA of Lolium rigidum, 3107 nucleotides long. RefSeq names its product probable leucine-rich repeat receptor-like protein kinase At1g35710. The transcript has a single exon. Gene Ontology annotation, biological process: protein phosphorylation. NCBI's taxonomy places the organism in Eukaryota, Viridiplantae, Streptophyta, Magnoliopsida, Poales, Poaceae. The record is from RefSeq and is a predicted model, not a curated record. Bases 21 to 3107 code for a protein of 1028 amino acids. Gene Ontology annotation, molecular function: ATP binding; protein kinase activity; protein binding.
AAAUACUUGCAACGAUACUCAUGAUGGCCACCGCCACGGCACUUGCCUUGGAAGCCGCGGUUCUGCCAUCGCUUGAAAGACAAGCAAGAGCGCUCCUCUCUUGGAAAACCACACUCAAUAAGGAAAGCCAAGACAACUUACAAUCCUGGCGAAACAUGUCAUCAGCGCCAUGUACUUGGCGUGGCAUCGGUUGCGCAACAUGGCAACAUCGGCCAGUGAUCACCAGCGUCUCUCUACGCGGGAUGCGGCUGAGAGGGACGCUUGAGUCCCUCGACUUCUCAUCCUUUAGCACCUUGACGGCCCUUGACCUCUCGCACAACGAGCUCGCUGGGGUCAUUCCCUCGAGCGUGGCGCAUCUUCGAGAUCUACAUGAUCUGCUUCUGCAUGACAAUCAGAUAAGAGGCUCAAUUCCACCUGCUUUAUCAAACCUUACAAAGCUCACAACCCUGGAUCUCUCCAAUAAUAAGCUUGUAGGAUCGGUUCCUCCAGAAAUUGGAAAUCUUGCUAGGCUGAAAGAGCUCAACCUUAGUGUGAACCAACUAGUAGAUUAUAUUCCAACUAGUAUAGGAAACUUAACACAGCUAACUACUCUGCAUCUUUAUACUAACAAGUUCAUUGGAUCCAUCCCUCAAGAGAUAAGUAAUUUGGUAAACCUGGAGGAUUUGGAACUCGGACUGAGCCAACUUACAGGUUCCAUCCCGACAAACUUGGGAAAUUUGACUAAACUCACCAUCUUGGUUCUCAGGGGUAACAGCUUGUCUGGCCACAUCCCUCAAGAACUAGGUCGUUUGAUAAACAUUGAGAUCUUGGAGCUUAGUGAAAACAUACUAACAGGCCCCAUUCCAAAUACCUUUGGGAAUCUGACAAAACUCACCACCUUGUAUCUCUGGGGUAACAACUUCUCUGGCCACAUCCCUCAAGAACUAGGUCGUUUGAUAAACUUAGAGGACUUGGAGCUUAGUCUAAACAUACUGACAGGUCCCGUCCCAAACAGCCUAGGGAAUUUGACCAAAGUCGCUGCGUUAUACCUUUAUACAAACCAACUUUCUGGCCACAUCCCCCAAGAACUAGGUCGGUUGAUAAACUUAGAGGACUUGGAGCUUAGUGAAAACAUACUGACAGGUCCCAUCCCAAACAGCCUAGGGAAUUUGACAAAACUCACCGUGUUAUUACUUUAUACAAACCAACUUUCAGGCCACAUCCCUCAAGAACUAGGUCGUUUGAUAAACUUAGAGGACUUGGAGCUUAGCAACAACACACUAACAGGUCACAUACCAAAUACCUUUGGGAAUUUGACAAAACUCGCUGAAUUGUACCUUUAUACAAACCAACUUUCUGGCCAUAUUCCUCAUGAAAUUGGCAAAUUAAAGAGUUUGAUUGUGUUGGAACUCUCUUUUAACAACCUCUCUGGUAUCCUGCCACCCGGUCUUUGUGCUGGAGGCCGGCUACAAAAAUUGGCUGCUACAAACAACAACUUGAUUGGACCCUUACCUACAAGCUUGCUAAAGUGCACUAGCCUACAAAGGGUUCGCCUCGAGCGAAAUCGUCUCGAAGGUGAUAUCUCCAAAAUGGGAGAUCAUCCGAAUCUCAUCUACAUUGAUAUCAGUUCAAAUAGACUAUUUGGCCAACUCUCCAAACGUUGGUGUGCAUGCUUCAAACUUACUAUGAUGCGUGCCUUGGAGAAUAGUAUUACUGGAGUCAUACCACCAUGCAUAGGACAGUUGCCUCAGUUGGGGAUACUCGAUGUUUCAUUAAAUAGACUUGAAGGAAAGAUUCCACCAGGAAUUGGAAAUAUAACAGUGAUGUUCAAUUUAAACCUCAGUAACAACAUGUUACAGGGUAGUAUACCACAAGAGAUCAGAUCCUUGAAAAGCUUGGAGUACUUGGACUUAUCAUCGAACAAUCUAACUGGGCCAAUAACAGGGUCCAUUGAGCAUUGUUCCAAGCUCCGCCUCCUGAAGUUGAGCCAUAAUCACCUCUAUGGCAUCAUUCCUAUAGAACUAGGGAUGCUAGUAUCCCUUCAAGAUGUUUUGGAUCUAGGUGAUAAUUCAUUUGAUGGCAUAAUACCGAGUCAGUUGGGUGGUCUCAGAAUGCUUGAAGCCUUGAAUCUAUCACACAAUUUCUUGAAUGGGAGCAUCCCACCAUCAUUUCAGAGCAUGAUCAGCCUCUUAUCUAUGGAUGUGUCAUACAACAAACUUGAAGGACCAGUGCCACAAAGCAGGUUCUUCGAAGAAGCUCCAGUCGGAUGGUUCGUGCACAAUAACCAACUAUGUGGUGUAGUGAGAGGUUUACCCUCCUGUGGAACUACUAUAAGUUAUGAACAAGAUCAGAAAUUCAAAGUUGUUUUAUUGACUAUAAUUUCUGCUCUUGUUUCUUUUCUACUUAUCAUGGCAGUCGUGAUAGUACUGCAAUGUAAAAGUACGAAAUCAAUUGUAAAAAGUGUGGAUGAACCACAGCCUAGAAAUUUGUUCACAAUCUGGAACUUCCACGGACAAGAUGUGUACAAAAAAAUUGUUGAUGCCACAGAAAAUUUCAGCGACACCCACUGCAUUGGGAAUGGAGGUCAUGGUUCAGUGUAUAGAGCUCAGUUACCAACAGGGGAGAUAUUUGCAGUAAAGAAGGUUCAUAUGAUGGAAGAGGAUGAUAUAUUUAUUCGUGAAGUAGAUGUGUUGCUACAUGUUCGACAUCGCAACAUUGCAAAGUUAUUCGGCUACUGUUCUGCUCCUCAAGGGAGAUUUCUUGUCUAUGAAUACAUGGAUAGAGGAAGCUUGUCAGCAUCUUUGAAGAGCAAGGAAACUGCAAUUGGAUUGGUUUGGGCAAGGAGGUUAAAUAUUAUUAGUGACGUUGCCAAUGCUUUGUCUUACAUGCAUCAUGGUUGCUUUGCGCCCAUAGUGCAUAGAGAUAUAAAAAGCAGCAACAUUUUGCUUGAUGUUGAGUUCAGAGCAUGCAUCUCUGAUUUUGGUAUUGCAAAAAUACUAGAUGUGGAUGCAUCAAACUGCACAAGGCUUGCCGGAACAAAAGGAUAUCUUGCCGGAACAAAGGGUGGCGAGCGAGGCUACGAUCGAUUUCCCGUUUAUAUGCACAGGAUAAGCAAUAACAGCUGUUAA